This is a messenger RNA of Enhydra lutris kenyoni (northern sea otter), 5828 nucleotides long. RefSeq names its product KIAA2026 ortholog (gene BRD10). The coding region runs from base 58 to 5415 and encodes 1785 amino acids. NCBI's taxonomy places the organism in Eukaryota, Metazoa, Chordata, Mammalia, Carnivora, Mustelidae. The record is from RefSeq and is a predicted model, not a curated record. The transcript has 6 exons.
CAAAAGGAAAUAGAAGAAUGGGAAAGAAAACUGCUAGCUCAAGCUUCUCCAGCUUGUAUGGAGACCAUGUGGGAAAUUCCAGCUAUUGGGCAUUUUCUUUGUUUAGCCCAGCAAAUUCUAAAUUUGCCAGAAAUAGUCUUUUAUGAAUUGGAACGUUGUCUUCUGAUGCCUCAGUGUAAUGCUUUUCUUUCUAAAAUAAUGACUUCUCUGUUAAGUCCUCCUCAUCGGAGACCUACCUUACAUCGAAGACCUACUUUGCCUUAUAGGACCUGGGAGGCAGCACUGAGACAGAAAGUACAGCAGUGGUAUACUGCUGUAGGGCAGACUGAAAAUCCUGAUAACUGUGCUGAAAAGCUUGGGUUAUGUCCUCAGUUUUUUAAAGUUCUUGGAGAAGUUAAUCCAUUGGAAGAAAAACCUUUUCACGAACUGCCUUUUUACCAAAAAGUGUGGUUACUUAAGGGUCUCUGUGACUUUGUGUAUGAAACACAAAAAGAAGUUCAAGAUGCUGUACUUGGACAGCCUAUUCAUGAAUGCAGGGAAGUUAUCCUUGGUUAUGAUUAUUUAGAGAAUGCUUAUGUGCAUUUUCCACAGUUCUGUGGUGCAGAUGUACGGAUUUAUAAACAGAGACCUUUUCAGGCUCCAGAAUUUCCAGUUCCACCCAUUAAAAUACAAAGAGUACCUCGGAUUAAGCUGGAGAAAUUGAAAUGUGACUAUGUUAGUACAAGUAAUGGAGAACAUAGAUGUAGUAGAGGCCUGCACUCUGGCUUCAAGAAAGAGCAGGAACUUAAUUUUGAUGCAACUUGGGGUUCUGCUAAAAUGAACUUGGAAAAUCAUGACAUCUCUGUUGAAAUGGAUAUGACAUCUAGCUGUGAAAUUAGAAUUCGCAGGCCCUGUGAAAUUAAGAAAACUGAUUGUUACAAAGAAAAUUUAGAGGAACCAGGGAGUCCAGGGGAGGUUACUGGCUUUGAAGAGCCUCUUAGUCCAGGUGAAAUAAGGUUUAUAGAAAAUCAAGAAAAAUAUGGUGAAGCUUCCAGAGUAAAGCCUGAACCCAGUCCAUUAAAAGAAAAUGCUCUAAAAUCCUGCCAAAUACAUGUAAAUGGAAGUCACAGUGAUCAUCCAGAAAUUAACUGCCACAAAGUUGUAAGGGACAUUCUAUUAGAGCAGAGUCACAAAAAAAUCAAACUAACUAAAAUGAGGGCAAAAAAGAAGAAAAAGAAAAAAAAGAAAUUGAAAGAUGUUUUGAAUGAAAACUUACAGAGAAAACGUGAAAGUCUUCAUUCUCUGGCAUUCAAAUCUUACAAACCUGAGAUCCAGAAUAAAUUAUUGAUCAUCAAAAAGAAAGCAAAACACAAGAAGCACAAAUCUGGAAAAAAAUCCGUAUCUAAAAAAGCAAUCACAAAGAAGAGGAAAACUGUUACAAAGUCAUCUACUGUACCAGAAUUUCAGCUUAUUUGCACUAAUCUUGAUGAACUCAGGGAAUUAAUCACAAAAAUCGAGAAUGAACUCAAAGAUCUGGAAAACAGUAGAAAAAAAUCGGGCAAAUGGUAUCAUCGGAGGCAAGCAGUAAAAGAAUUGCAUGGUACGUUGAUACGCCUUUUAAAUGAAUUGCUGCCAUGGGAACCAAAGUUGAUGAAAGCUUUUCAAAGAAACAGGAGCCGCCUAAAGAAAGACUAUGAUGAUUUCAGAAGACAGCCUGAUCAUGAUAAAUUUACUAGAGAACUGUGGACUACUGAAGAAGGUGAAGGAGAUCCUGGAAAAGAAUCUCCUAAAGUAGAAAUUAAUGAUAUGAAACUGUCAGAAAUAGAUUUUCCUAUGGCCAGAAGCAAGUUGUUGAAAAAGGAAUUGCCUUUUAAAGAUGUUCCGAAGAUACUGCCUAAAACACUUAAACGACAGUCUAAACAAACCAAUUAUCUGGAUGAUAGCACAAAAGAGCUUUCCCCAAGAAAGAAAGCAAAGUUAAGCACAAAUGAGACAACAGUUGAGCUUGUAGAAGGUGAGAUGCAAAUUGACUGUUUGAAUGAAUUAAAGCAUGCAGAGCCACUGUUUCCAGAGUCAUUUGCCUCAAUGGAUUCAACACCAGUAUCUGUUCUCCAGAAAGGGACCAAACCUAUUCAGGCCUUGCUUGCAAAGAAUAUUGGGAACAAAGUGACCUUAACAAAUCAACUGCCCCCUUCCACAGGUAGAAGUGCUCCUACAGUGGAUAAACCAGUUAUAUCUCCUCUAGAAGCCAGCCCCAUAAAGCCAGCAUUGACCUGCCACACCAGUACAAAAGGUCCUUUACAAAUGGUAUACAAAAUGCCUUGUGGCCAGUGGUUGCCCAUAGAUCUCCAAAACAGCUCUGUGAAGAUUCAGAUGCAACCUGUGCUAGAUCCUAAAACAGGAGAAAAAAUCAUGCAGCAGGUUCUCAUUCUGCCCAAGAAUGUUGUGAUUCAGCACAAGGAAGGGAAAGCAGUUGCAAAAGAAAUACUGCCACUUCAACAGAAAGGUACAGAACAUCAUUGUUCAUCUUUCCCACAGACAGCAAAUGUAAACUGUUCUUUACCAUCAGUUCUUGUCAGCUCAGCAGGAACUGUUUCUAACCAACUAACUAAUAUAGUUUUCAAUAGGACAGUUACACCUUUGUCAAAUGUAAGUAGUGGUAGGCCACAGCCUUUGUCACCUGUAACCUCCAUAAGUAGUUUAUUAAUACCUCCAGUUAAGACUAGCCAGAGUGAGUCAGGAAAAGUCAAGAAUGCAGUUUCAGCAGCUACAUUCUCCCAGCCCAUUGCUUCAUCCACCAUCUCUUCAACAGUUCAGCCUCUGUUACCAGCAACAACACUAGGUGGAUCUACAAAUCCUGGUAGUUCCCUCAACUGUUUUGCACAACAAACUGCUGAUUCUUCUGAAGCAAAGCAAGAACUGAAAACUGUGUGUAUAAGAGAUUCACAGUCAAUUCUUGUUAGGACACGAGGUGGGAACACUGGAGUUGUAAAAGUACAGACCAGUCCAGAUCAAAAUUCACCCAACAGCUUAUCUGCAAGUUCAGUUUUCACUUUUGCUCCUCAUCUUCAGGCAUUUCUGGUGCCCAAAUCAACAUCAUCCUCUGUUUUUUCACCUGCAGUUGGAAUGACUACUACAUCUAGUCUCCCACCUUUUAGCCAAACACCAACUUCUGUUUCCAUUCCAUCUGGCUUUAAUCCAUCAGUGGGAAAGAAUCUCAAGCUUACAUUAGGCCAACCUUCCUGCAGUGGUAAUUUGGGUCACGUGAUAGAUAAAGCUUCACACAUGCCUUCUUCUCCCUUAAAGUCCUCUGUUUCUUCUGGUACUCUACUGCCAUCAACAGCAAAUAAUUCAGUAAGUGUAAUUAGCAUAUCAACAGGAAAUUUUGGACAAACCAGUGCAAAUGUUAUUCAUACUCCAAGUAAACAGCAACAAGUAGAUUAUUUCACAAAAAGUUUCCCUAUUACAAGAUCAGAAGCAACAGCAGCAACAAGUGGAGAUGUCAUCAGUGGGAGUGCAGUUCACAAACUUAUGCUGGUGUCAGCUCCCUCUAUUCUUUCUUCUGGCAGUGGAACUGCAAUUAAUGUGACACCUGCAUCAACAUCUACAGUUGUCUCAGCCCAGAAAUUAGUUUUUAUUAAUGCUCCAAUUCCCAGUGGCACUUCAACUCCAACUAUUGUGGCAGAACCAUUAAAACAAACUCUUCCUCCCCCCUUGAAUAAAACCUAUGUUAAGACUCCAGAACAACCCCAGUUAGUACUAAUUCCAUCUACAGUGGGAGCACCAUUAAAAAUAAAUUCAUCACCAACUGUGUCUCAGAUAAAAGAUGUGAAAAUUGGACUUAACAUAGGUCAAGCAAUUGUAAACAGUUCAGGCAGUGUGCCAGCUAUACCAUCAAUUAACUUAUUGCAAAAUGUAACCCCAAAAGGAGAAGAAAAAAGUACCAAGGGCUAUGUCUUGCCAUUGUCAACAAGUGGUAAUUCAAUUCCAGUAAACUCAAAUUUUGUGAGUCAAAAUAUUACUCCUGUUAAUGAAUCAGUGGUUUCUGCAACAAGAGCAGUAAACAUGUUUUCAGUAACAGGAGCAAAUGUGUCUUUGGGUUCUCUUUCGGUGACCUCAACCUCUGCUUCGGUUGGGACACGACCUCCUGUUUUAGUUAGUGGAAAUGAUACCUCUUCAAGAAUUAUGCCUAUUUUGUCAAACAGACUUUGCACAUCAAAUCUCGGAAACACUGUGGCUAUAUCAACUGUGAAAACAGGACAUCUUGCAUCAUCUGUUCUGAUUUCAACUACACAACCAGUGUCUCCUAAAUGUUUAACAUCGGCUUUGCAAAUCCCUGUUACUGUUGCUUUGCCUACACCUGUGAAUAUAUCCCCUAAAAUAAUCAACACAGUUCCACAAGUGGCAACAGUACCAGGAGCCACACGUUCUAUAUCUCUUUCUAAAAGACAAUCUCGGACUUCUGUCCAGUUUCAGUCACCAGGGAUUUCAGCUACAGUGCCAACAAAUAUAAACACAAAUAAACCUCAGACUGAAUUGCCACCCCUUUCACCAAGUCCAGGUAAAAUAAUUAAUAUUUCCAGUUUUGCUUCUCUGCCAAACCAGCAGAUGUCCCCUGCUUUAGUCAAAUCAACCCCCAGUCACAGUUCCGCUCCAGGUGGGUCUGUCAUUCACACCGCUACAGCACCAUCAAAUGUAAAUAGUGUGAUAGGGGGUCAGUUGAGUGAACCUUGUAUUCAGCAAAAAAUAGUCAUCAACACCAGUACACCUUUGGCACCUGGCACUCAGAUCAUGAUUAAUGGAACGCGGUUUGUUGUUCCACCACAAGGUCUUGGAGCUGGCAGCCAUGUUCUUCUUAUAUCUAGUAAUCCAAAAUAUGGACCUCCCUUAGUUCUUAACAGUGGCCAAGGCCUCCCACCUACAUCAGUAGAUAACCCUGCCCAGAAAAUUACACUAGUAUCAAAUAAUUCUUCAGGUGGGCACCCUGUGAAAUAUUCUCUAAGAAGCUCUACAAAAAUUGUCAACUCUCUUGGGAAUGCCAGUCCUCUACCCACAGUACAUACAACACCACAGAUCAUAAACACAACUGCUAAAGUUUCUGUUCCACCUCCCACACCAACAGUAUCAUUGACUUCAGUAAUUAAGUCUCCUUCUGCUACUCUUUUGGCUAAGACAUCUUUGGUUUCUGCCAUUUGCUCUACUAAUCCUCCAUUGCCAAGUAGCACAUCAGUAUUUCAUUUGGACACAUCAGUCAAAAAAUUGUUGGUUAGCCCGGAAGGAGCCAUUUUGAAUACCAUAAAUACUCCAGCAUCUAAGGUUUCUUCUCUCUCUCCAUCUCUCUCUCAAAUUGUUGUAUCUGCUAGUCGAAAUCCUGCCUCUGUCUUCCCUGCUUUUCACUCAUCUGACUUAGAGAAGCCCGACACAGCUGCAUCUUGAAUCUAGACUUAACGAGCCAGGUUUUAAAUAAUGGGGCAUUGUUUUGACUCCCAUAAAAAUUUUUAACUUUAUUACACUGUUGAAAACAUACUAUACAUAGUUGUGUGUAUGUGUUUUAAUGUAUCUUUUCAUUAGCUUGCAACAAGGCUUUGUUUUCUUGGGGAAGAAAAGAUCUAUUCCAUUUCACUUACUGAUAUGAAUAUGUUUUCAAAGGAUGUUUAAAAUAGACAAGAUUUACCCUGUCUAUAUUGCAUAAAUUGAACCAAGUCAAGUUUUACUAGUUUGGAGUAAGCUAGCCUUUUGCACACUUGCAUUGACAUGUUUCUUCUUGAAUUUGGACUAUUGCACCGUGUAUUUACAAUGUGAUAUUCUGUGUCAUUAGUGAAAUCUUGUUUUUGUUUCUGUAAAAAAAA